This is a messenger RNA of Phytomonas sp. EM1, 468 nucleotides long. NCBI's taxonomy places the organism in Eukaryota, Euglenozoa, Kinetoplastea, Trypanosomatida, Trypanosomatidae. The record is from the annotation of a GenBank genome assembly.
AUGGUUGUGUCACCGCUGGGGCUUCGAAAGCGAAGGACGCGUGAAAGGGACUCGGGACGAGGGGAGGCCGUGAAGACCUCCGUUUCCGACCUGCCCUGGGACACAACCGCGGCCCUGCCGGGUUGGGCGUCGCGUUUGCGCGCGGUGGAGGUGAUGCGGGCGGAGGUGGGGAGGGUUCGGUUGCGGGAGGCGGUGAGACACGGUGGGGAGGCCUCGCGACUCGCGGAUGGCGUCUGGGGUGCGUCCUCCUCGAGUGACGAUGCCUCAUGGGCCUUUGGGGUUUCUUGCUUGGUUACCUCACCUUGGGUUUGGUAUGGGCGGGCGGUUGCUGGGGGCUCCGCUGGCCUGCUGGGUACCGCGUCCAUGGAGGGCCCGGCCAUGUCCUUCAUUCCCUCGUCUUUGUCGCCGUCUUGCAGUGGCUCUGAUUGCCUUGUCGACGGCAUAGUAAGCUCCGGCACAGGCGUUUGA